This is a messenger RNA of Scylla paramamosain (green mud crab), 2271 nucleotides long. RefSeq names its product basic salivary proline-rich protein 2-like. The record is from RefSeq and is a predicted model, not a curated record. Gene Ontology annotation, cellular component: extracellular matrix. Bases 131 to 2125 code for a protein of 664 amino acids. Lineage: Eukaryota; Metazoa; Arthropoda; Malacostraca; Decapoda; Portunidae. The transcript has 3 exons.
AGUGAGGAUGCAGGGGCGGAGGAGACCCCAGGAGAGGCAGAGGAGGAGCCCCCAGUGCAGCCCCGCAGCCAAGAGGAGGGUGAGGGUAGGCAGGAAAUUUUCUAUGGAAAUGUGAUAGCCCAACAAGAUUAUGGCCCCCCCCAGCAGGAGUAUGGUUCACCCCCCCAGCAGGAGUAUGGUUCACCCCCCCAGCAGGAGUAUGGUUCACCCCCCCCGCAGGAGUAUGGUUCACCCCCCCAGCAGGAGUAUGGUUCACCCCCCCAGCAGGAGUAUGGUUCACCCCCCCCAGCAGGAGUAUGGCGCACAACCACAGAUAGAGCAUAGUGGACCCCAGGAAGACUACGGUCCACCACCCCAGCAAGGCUAUGAUGGACCCUCGGAUCAUGGUCCACCACCUCAGCAAGAUUACGGUCCACCACCCCAGCAGGAGUAUGGUGCACCGCCCCAGCAAGAUUAUGGUGCACCCAAGGGCCACGGUCCAUCACCCCAGCAGGACUAUGGUUCACCUCCCCAGACAGAGUAUAGUGGGCCCCAAGAAGAGUACGGUCCACCACCCCAGCAGGACUAUGGCUCACCACCCCAGCAGGAAUAUGGUCCACCACCCCAGCAGGAUUACAAUGCACCCCAGGAUCACGGUCCACCCCCCCAGGAAGAGUAUGGUCCACCCCCGCAGCAAGGUUAUGAUGGCCCUCAGGACCACAGCUCACCACCCCAGCAGGAGUAUGGUCCACCACAGGAGCAGUACGGUCCACCACCUCAGGAGGAGUAUGGCCCACCCCCCCAGCAAGGCUAUGAUGCACCCCAGGGUCAUGGUCCACCACCCCAGCAAGAUUAUAGUGUACCCCUGGACCAAGGCUCACCACCCCCAGGCUAUGGCUCACCACCCCAGGCAGACUACGGUCCACCACCUCAAGAGUAUGGUGGACCGCAAGAUCUUGGCCUUCCACCCCCGCAGAGCCACGGUGCACCACCUCAGCAGGGGUACGGUACCCCCCAGGACCACGGGCCCCCGCCCCAGCAAGACUAUGCCUCCCCACCCCACCAAGAUUACGGUGCACCUCCCCAGCCAGACUACGGUGCCCCCCAGGACCACGCCCCACCACCCCAGCUAGACCAUGGCCCGGGGCCCCAGCCAGACUAUGGCGCCCCCCAGGACCACGGCCCACCCUCACAGGAAGAGUAUGGUGCACCGUCCCCGCCAAGCUAUGGUGCACCCCAGGGAGGCUACGGCACACGUCUCCACCAGCACCACGGCCCACCACCCCAGCAGGGCCAUGGUGGACCACAGGACCUCAGUCCAGCUCUCCAGCAAGACUAUGGCCCACCACCCCAGCAGGGCUAUGGUGGACCACAGGACCUCGGUCCAGCUCCCCAGCAAGACUAUGGUUCACCACCCCAGCAAGAUUAUGGUCCACCACCCCAGCAGGGCUAUGGUGGACCACAGGAGCACGGUCCACCAUCCCAGCCACCCCAGCAGAGCUAUGGUGGACCACAGGACCACGGUCUACCACCCCAGCAGAGCUAUAGCGGACCAGAGGACUACGGUUCACCACCCCAGCAGAGCUAUGGUGGACCACAGGACCACGGUUCACCACCACAACAGAGCUAUGGUGAACCACAGAACUACGGUGCACCACCCCAGCAGAGCUAUAGUGGACCGCAGGACCACGGUGCACCACCCCAGCAAAGCUAUGGUGGACCACAGGAGCACGGUCCACCACCCCAGCAGAGCUAUGAAGGACCACAGGACCACAGUGCACCACCCCAGCCACCCCAGCAGGGCUAUGGUGGACCGCAGGACCACGGUUCAUCACACAAGUUCAACCAGCAACGUUAUAACCACAAUGACGAGGGGCCCCCCGUGCCGUACCGCUUCGAGUACCGCGUGCGUGACCCGGGGCGCGGCGCGGAGUACGGGCAGCAGGAGGAGAGUGACGGCAGUGUGGUGGACGGGGAGUACUACGUCAAGUUACCCUACGGCCACAGACAGGUGGUGAAAUACAAGGCAGACCACGCCAAGGAGAGCAGCAGUGGUGGUGGUGGUGGUUAUGGUGGUGGUGGUGGUGGUGGUUAUGGUGGUGGUGGUGGUGGUGGUCAUGGUGGUGGUGGUGGUGGUUAUGUAUGAGUUAUAAUAUAUUUUCUUUUUUCUCUUUUUUUUUUUUUACAAGAAUAAACUAAAUGACUGAAAAAAAAUAUAUGUACUGUUUAUUAUUUUAUUUAUUUAUAUUUCUGUUUUUCUAUCAUUAUUAUUAUUUUUUUUUUGUGUGUGUU